AUGGUUUCGGAAAAACUAAAUACAAUCACUAUAUUUAAUUGGCUCGGUGAAUGGAUAAAUUCAGGUAUUCGAAUACCUAAUGAGGCAGUUUGUGAUUUUUCGUAUGCACUAUUAGGCGCAAUAACGCGAGCAUUUUGUGAAGGAAAAAGUUUAAAAUCAUAUGUAGAAACUUGUUUUGAUAUACUCAUUGGUAAAUCCCAUAAAAUGCCCACGUGUUAUGUUCGAAUUGAUGUUGCACAUAUUAUUAAGAUUUUUUGUCGUAUUAAACAUUUAACACAAGUAAAAAACAAACAUUUAAAACAUUUUUAUGUUAGAGGAUUAAGGUUACUUGUAACAUCAACUGAGUUAAAUGAGUUUGAAGAAGAUUUAACUGCAUUGCUAACAGUUAUGUAUUGUGAGACUGAUGGAUUUUCUGAAAACAAUGAAAUUACACCAUCUGAAGAAAGCAGACAAUUUAUUUUAAAAAAAAUUAAAGGCAAUGACAUUGAUAGUACCCAAGAAUGUAUUGAUACAAAUCUCAGAUUAGAAACGGAGAACGAUUGUGAAGAUAGUGAAAUAUCAGAUAGCUUAAAAGAGUACCUUGAUAAUAUUGAAAGUAUAAGCCGUAAUAAUUCUAAGGUCAAGGGUGAUAGAAUUUCUGCAUAUUUUUUGCCAGAUCUUGCCAAAGAUGUUUUAAGAAUUUGUAAGCACUUUCCUCUGUGGACUUGUCUUAUGCAAAGUAAGUUUAAAUCACCUUAUUCGAUUGGUUCUUCAGCACCAGUUGAAAGCGAUUUUUCUGAAUUAAAGAAUCAAAUUCUACGAAAUGAUGUAAAACCUAUGUCUAUCGACCGAUUUGUAAUUAAACAUCUACAAUCUAUUAAUAGCAAUACAAAAUUAUUUAGAUCAUCUCAGUUACGGAACGAUGUAUCCAUAGAAUCAAAUGAUGUGAAUAGUAUAUCAAGUAGUGAUAAUGAAUCAUGUAAAAAUUAUUGUAUAGCGGAGAACUACUCUGAAAUGGACAAGAUUAAGGAUAAUUCUUUAAAUAAUUUAUCUCAAGAUGAUGGUAUUGGCAGCACUAAGGCACUUAAAAAAAAACUAAUUUAUCUGAUUCUUAUAUUUCAAACAGUAGUGAUUCUGAUGUUUCAAAUAAAACAAAUGAUACCUAUGAUGAAAUCGAAAACUGGAGAGGAAAAGGUAACGAUGGCGAUAUGA
Molecule: messenger RNA, 1191 nt
Organism: Macrosiphum euphorbiae (potato aphid)
Lineage: Eukaryota; Metazoa; Arthropoda; Insecta; Hemiptera; Aphididae
Source: the annotation of a GenBank genome assembly